CCGGGCGGUGACGUGUUUGCGGAGGAGCGCGAGCCCCCCGAGUGGUUGGCAGGCAGACGCUGGCCGGGCGAGCAGCUGGGGCGGUGCGAGGUCCCGGUGGGCUCCGGGAGCAUGAGUUUGUUUCGGGUUUUAAAAACAUGAAGGGCGACAAUUACAAAACAGGAAUCAUCUCCUCUUAGACUGAACCGAGACCGAGGUGUGCAGGAUGGGGGACAGGGCUGCUGUGACCCCCUCAGCCAGCAUCACCCCAGUACAGCAGAUGCUGGCCUCUGGGACUGGGGCCCUCUUCACAUCCCUGUUCGUCACACCACUGGAUGUAGUCAAGAUAAGACUGCAAGCCCAGAGGACACCAUUCUAUCAAGCUUUGGCUGUAGAAUCAGUGCCCUGGAGCAAUGUUAUUCGUCAAUCUAAGUGGAAAUGUUUCCUGUAUUGUAAUGGCUUGAUGGACCACCUCUAUGUGUGCCGGAAUGGAGCCAGCUGUGUCAGCUGGUACAAGACCCCCACACACUUCCGAGGGACCCUGGACGCCUUUGUGAAGAUCACGCGCUACGAGGGGAUCCGGUCCCUGUGGAGCGGACUGCCACCCACACUGGUGAUGGCAGUGCCCGCCACAGUGAUCUACUUCACCUGCUACGACCAGCUGAGGGACUUCCUCCGGUAUGGCAUGGGGUACCAAGGCAGCCACGUGCCCCUCGUCGCAGGGGGGCUUGCCAGAUUGGGCGCCGUCACUGUGAUCAGCCCUCUGGAGCUGGUCCGGACCAAGAUGCAGUCCAGGCAGCUGUCGUACCGAGAGCUGGGGGUCUGUAUCCAGUCGGCGGUGGCCCAGGAUGGCUGGCUCUCCCUCUGGAGGGGCUGGGGGCCCACUAUACUCAGGGAUGUGCCCUUCUCAGCCCUUUAUUGGUUCAACUACGAGCUAGUUAAAGCCCAGCUGUGCAAGGGCUACAGAGUUCAUGAAGCCACGUUCACAAUGAGCUUCUCCGCUGGGGCAGUUUCAGGCGCUGUGGCAGCUGUCAUGACGCUCCCCUUCGACGUGGUGAAGACCCGCCGGCAGAUCGAGCUGGGGGAGAUGGAGACGCUGCGAGCUGGAGCAAUGAAGCCGUCCUCCACCUGGCUCCUCAUGAACAGAAUCUGGGCAGAGGCUGGAUACCGUGGGCUCUUUGCAGGUUUCCUACCGCGGGUGAUCAAAGUUGCCCCGGCCUGUGCGGUUAUGAUCAGCACCUACGAAUUUGGAAAGGCCUUCUUCCAAAAACACAACCAGGAGCGGGACCUGCAGGGCCUGUGAGGCCUCGUUCCGGCCGCGCGCAAGCGGAGCAUCACGCACGCAGACGGCAGAAACGCACAAGCGGCCUCCACGAUCCAGGCAGUUUGAAACACCCCUAAUUCCUGACCGCAGCCCGUGUCCCUGUGUGAGCUCUUGCUAAUCUCCUCCAGAGAGCUACAGUACAUUUUAAGAGAAUUUCUAAUCCCAAACUAGUUUUUCAGGAAUUCCAAAGAUUCGUUAAAGGCAGAAAAUUCCUACUUUACAGAUGUUUUAUUGUGUGCAGGCUUAACCCCUCCAACCCCACUGGAUAGUGUAUUGCUGAGAGACUCUGUGCUGCAAUAGGAUUAUUGAUAUCCAUUGUUGGCUAUUAGUGUGUAGGGCUACUGCUUUUAACAAGCAGGUGAGCAUCAGAAAGAAAAUGCUUUCUUUUCUUUCCCCAACACAGAGUAUAACAUGCGGUCCUGCAUUGGAUAGACCGACCCCCCCCCCCCAUUCUGUUAAUACUUCUGCACGUUAGCUGUCACAGAUCUGUUUUUCAAACUCCCUGGCUCAGGUCGUUCUUGGCUGCUAGAUCAACCCUCCCCACCCAGAACCCAGAGGACCCCUUUUUUGAUUUUAGUCGCAUCAGCCGAGAAAUGUGCCUUUUUUUGGGGGGGGGUCACUGGCGCGGUCAGCCUUUAAGAGCCAGGACAGCAUUUUCCGUUUGCUUCUGCCGAACCGCACCACCUGCGGUGGGGUUUUGGAGGGGGAGUUGAAAAGUUGCCUUGGGUGGAUGGAGGAAACGGGGGGACAGACCUCAUCAGAACAGCCCCCUCAGCCUGGCUCGGGUCUGGGCAGUGUGCUUGCAGGAGGUCAUAGACUCUGUGAUGGACCCAUUCCCCACGUGCACGUGCUGCAGGCAGAGGACAGCGGACACGGCUUUAGGUAGUAACUCUUGCAAGAGCCUGGCCAGUGCAGAGGACUGUUGAGCCCUGUGGGUGCUCAGCCGCAGGCCAGGGUGAGGUGGGGUGGAAGACUGAAAUCACACAGGCAUGCUGCAUUUCUCCUUGUAAAGCAAGAAUGAGGCAGAGACCUUGCACCAGGUAAGUUCACAUUUCAGGCUUGGGGGACAAAAAAAGGGACUUGCAUGGAUUUAGGAGUGGGGAAAAAAAAACAGAUCAGUAAGGUCACACAAGGCCUUUUCAGUUGUGUUGCACCUUCUGUGUUUUUGUUUUCCUGUUUAAUUUUCCCGGGAUUAGUUCAUCUAUAUCACUGCUGCCAAGUCUCAUUGCCCACUAGCCAUAAAGCCAGGGAAAAGCCCAAAACGCUUUCAGCUGGACUUGCUGUGUGACAGUUUGUGGGACCUAAUAGUAGCUCACAUUCCAUGCAACUCUUUCCUCUGUCCUUUCAGCAGAACAGGUAGUCCAGCAUGUAGAGGGCGGAGUAUUUAAACCUGUUUGCCGCUGAGCUCGACCUAGCAGUAAAACAAACACGACUGGUUUGAUACUCACCGCCUCCUUCAGUAUGUGUAGCACAGCCUUGAGGGAAGUGGGACGGCGUCAUUGAUGAAGAGCCAGGCCAGAGCACGUACCUGAUGAAGCCUGCACGGGCCGUGCGCCUGUAUGGCAGUAAGCCUUCGAAAGGGCUGAGCUGGAAAGGGUUGCAAAACCAGCAAACGACAAGCUGUAAAAACGGGGAACAGGCAGGGUCUUGCAAGGCCGAAUGUCACUGCCAUAGCUGUAAUCGGAGGUAGUGACCACUCAGAUGCACAUCAGUUUUACUCGGCUUCUGAUCACAUGGGAUAAACACUCUACUGUGAAACUGCAAUAACUUUCACUCGAUUGUAAUACUAGUGUUUUGAUAAGCUAGAGGUAACGGCUUGUAGCCCUCGGCACCUACUUCACUCUUUACCAAACUCUAUAUACGUCACCUUCAACUAGAAUCCUCUACAGGUUUUAGCAGACAUCAGUAUGUCAAUGUGUGCACCGGUGCAUAGUAUGUUGCAUUUGUGCUACGUUCUUCAUUUCAGACUAGUUUUUAAAAAGUUGGCCUACAAAACUACAUUAGAUCAAAUCCAGAUGGGUAUUAGUGCAUUUUCUAGCAUUUAAUAAAAUUCAAAACACAAUUAUGUUUGAAGAAAGUGCUUCAGUUUUCCUCUUUCCUCUGUGUCUAUAAGACACAGCAUGUUCUGAUUGGCUUGCAAUCAGGUUCUCAUUGAAUUGUAGACUGUGAAUUUUCUCUUAAUGGGGUUGGAAAUACACUUGGUGGUUGUAUUUGUUUGUCAGAACGUUUUCUGUUCAGUUUAUACUUUUUAUGUUUCCAAUACUUUGUACUUUACCAUUACCUGAAUGUAAGAAGCAAAGAUUAAUAAACACUUUAUUUGAUCUGUA
Molecule: messenger RNA, 3630 nt
Organism: Lepisosteus oculatus (spotted gar)
Lineage: Eukaryota; Metazoa; Chordata; Actinopteri; Semionotiformes; Lepisosteidae
Product: mitochondrial glutathione transporter SLC25A39
Biological process (GO): mitochondrial transmembrane transport
Cellular component (GO): mitochondrion
Source: RefSeq, a predicted model, not a curated record